AACUUGCUAAAAGUUGACGACAGAUGGCGCACUUCUUAUUAAUGAAAAGCGCUUGAUUGAGGAGAGGAGGAAAUUUGAAGGAUCGAUUGUGUCCGGCAAGAGUCACGAUGGCCGACAAGUUUCUACAAAUUCAGCAGCAGAUGCGUCACGACAACGAGGACCUUCAGGCCUACCUGCGCGACCUCAAGAAUUGGGAGACAGACAUCAAGCAGAAAGAUGAGGAGCUGCGACAAACAAGAGACACUCAAGAGGCAGUCCUCCCACCGAUCCGAAACCAAGGAAAAAGGAAGCCCAAGGAAGCUAGAAAGAAAAAGUUGAAGCCCACAAUGAAACAGUCGCCAUCCGCAGAUGGAGACCAGAAUGGAAGCGGCUCAGGGCACUCACGGAUCCGAGCCUAUGAUUACAGGUCCUGGGACAAGUUUGACGUGGACAAAGCUUGCGCUGACCUGGAUAGCGAUGAAGAUGACAUGGCCCCAGUUGCUCAGGAUGAGAAUGGAAAGGACAUGGAUAUGGAGACAGAGACGGACAGCGAGGAAGAACGAGAGUUGGAGAGACAGCGCAGGAUCCAGCAAGCCAGCAUGGAGAAGGAAAAGGGCAAUGCAUUGUUCAAACAAGGCAAAUUUGAGGCUGCCGUCGUGUGCUAUACAGCAGGCAUGGAAGCAGAUCCCACCAACGCCAUACUGCCAGCCAACAGGGCAAUGGCAUGCUUAAAGUUGAGAAGGUUUGAGGAUGCCGAGAGGGACUGUGACAAGUCUAUUUCCCUGGACUGCACUUACGUCAAGGCAUACGCAAGAAGGGCGGGUGCGAGAUUUGGACUGGGGAAACUAGAAGCAGCCAGGAAAGAUUACCAGCAGGUGCUGAACCUGGAGCCCAGCAACAAGCAGGCCGCCUCAGAGAUUAAUAGAAUAGACAAGACACUGAAGAACAGGGAAGAGACGGAGAGGCAAAAACGAGAAGGGGUGUACAACGUCAUACAGGCGGUAGAGAAGCCCGUCCACUUAAGGUCAAAGGUGAGCGAUGACAAGGUUGUUGUCAGCUUGAUUUGCCUGACGGGACUUCAGAUGAACUGA
Acanthaster planci (crown-of-thorns starfish) is the source of this 1070-nucleotide messenger RNA. RefSeq names its product RNA polymerase II associated protein 3 (gene rpap3). Gene Ontology annotation, molecular function: protein binding. The record is from RefSeq and is a predicted model, not a curated record. Lineage: Eukaryota; Metazoa; Echinodermata; Asteroidea; Valvatida; Acanthasteridae. Gene Ontology annotation, cellular component: protein folding chaperone complex.